Molecule: messenger RNA, 1074 nt
Organism: Leptidea sinapis
Lineage: Eukaryota; Metazoa; Arthropoda; Insecta; Lepidoptera; Pieridae
Product: glucose dehydrogenase [FAD, quinone]-like
Exons: 6
Coding region: 1-1068 (355 amino acids)
Molecular function (GO): flavin adenine dinucleotide binding; oxidoreductase activity, acting on CH-OH group of donors
Source: RefSeq, a predicted model, not a curated record
AUGGGUCCUGACCCAGAAAAUUCAGUUGUUGAUAAUUAUUUAAGGAAAUUUGAAAUGUAUACAGAUCAAUUUUCUAGGUUUUUAUAUUUUAAAGCAAAUCGAGAAACAUUCGAUUUUAUUAUUAUUGGUGCUGGGUCUGCUGGAAGCGUUGUAGCUAAUCGACUAAGCGAAGUCAAUCAUUGGAACAUACUUCUUCUUGAAGCGGGGCCAGAUCCACCAAUAGAAUCGUUGAUACCCCGCUUUGAUUCUUCACUAUAUGGCAGUUAUUAUGACUGGAAAUACCUUAUGAAACGGGGAGAUGAUUCAAGCCUUGGAUUUAUUGGUGAGAGAGUGCCAUGGCCACGCGGGAAAAUGCUCGGCGGUAGUAGCUCGAUUAAUGGAAUGGUUUAUAUGAGAGGAAAAUCUGGUGAUUACCAACGUUGGGUAGAUGCUGGAAACCCAAGUUGGACGCCACAAAACACAUUAUUCUACUUCAACAAAGCGGAAAACUUUCAAGAUAGAGAAUUACUGAAAAAUCCCGAUAAAAUAAUAAACAUUUAUGCAUCACGUGAAGUUAUUCUUAGUGCUGGAUCUAUAAAUACUCCUCAAUUACUCAUGUUAUCUGGACUAGGACCACAAGAACACCUUGAAGAAAUUGGUAUUGAAACAAAAUUAAACUUACCUGGAGUAGGGAAAAAUUUACAAGAUCACAUAUAUGUCCCCAUUCCAAUUUUUGGGGAUGAACCUGGACCGGAAGAUAAAGGAAAAAUAUCUAUAAACGCGUUUUUGCAACGGAUGCAGCUGCAAGAAUGCGAUGAAUUACAAUUCGAAAGCAAUGAUUAUUGGAGAUGUAUACUAGUUAACCUAUCUAGCACUCUAUUUCAUCCAAUAGGAACCGCAAAAAUGGGUCCUGACCCAGAAAAUUCAGUUGUUGAUAAUUAUUUAAGGGUACACGGUGUUCGUAAUUUACGUGUGAUAGAUGCUAGUGUAAUGCCUGAUUCUCCAAGUGGAAACACGAAUGGUCCAACCAUAAUGAUAGGAGAAAUGGGAUCCGAUAUGAUUAAAUCUCAUUACAGUAUACUUUUAUAAAUAAUU